AUGAACCUUUCUUCCCUACUUACUGGACUUGGAUGGAGUUCCUUGGUUGAUGACCAGCGUUUCAGUUUCUGGCCUGAAGCGGUCAGGAUGUUCUACGUGAGCAUAAAGCGGGGGCCAGGACCAGAGUCUUCAUGUUUUACUACUGUGGUUUAUAACCACAAGAUCAAAGUGACCCCUGAUCUGCUUGCAUCAGUCCUCUUGUUGCCUCAUUCUAGACAUCAAGCUGCCUUUGAUGGGGAGUUUCACGACCUAGCAUUUGAUUUCUUUGCUCCGUUGUCUUAG
Molecule: messenger RNA, 282 nt
Organism: Linum trigynum
Lineage: Eukaryota; Viridiplantae; Streptophyta; Magnoliopsida; Malpighiales; Linaceae
Source: the annotation of a GenBank genome assembly